Messenger RNA from Gopherus evgoodei (Goodes thornscrub tortoise), 1565 nucleotides. It is a transcript of the gene C1QTNF7, whose product is annotated as C1q and TNF related 7. The transcript is spliced from 3 exons. Gene Ontology annotation, molecular function: protein binding. NCBI's taxonomy places the organism in Eukaryota, Metazoa, Chordata, Testudines, Testudinidae. The coding region runs from base 349 to 1218 and encodes 289 amino acids. The record is from RefSeq and is a predicted model, not a curated record.
GAGGAGAGGGCCAACAGAUAUAGUAGAUUUAUUCUAGUUGCCAAGGUCAAGGAUUCUUUUUUGGAUUCAGCCGUCAGCGAACUCUUUCCUCAGUAACAACCGACAGACUGUCUGCUUUGCAUUCUGUUGUCAGUGUGCAUCACUGAUAAAAAAAACAACCUACAGAAAAAAAAAAAGUAUGUGAGAAUAUUUUUAAAGGGGAAUCAGGAAAUUAUUUAUCAGUGUGAAGCACCAGAGAGUUCUGUACAGUCUUCAAUGCCAAAGUUAGGGGGUUUGCAGCACAACAUCUGCAUUCACUAUAAUUCAGAGACUCCAGCUGCUGGAAGCUCUAGCAAGGCAUAGCCAAGGAUGUUUGCAUUGCUUUACGUUACAAGUUUUGCCAUCUAUACAAGUGGACAAUCUCUUCACAACCAGCUCAAAGGAGAAAAUUACUACGCGAGAUAUAUUUGUAGCAUUCCUGGCUUGCCGGGCCCUGCAGGUCCCCCCGGAGCUAAUGGAUCACCAGGCCCUCAUGGGCGUAUUGGUCUUCCAGGAAGAGAUGGUAGAGAUGGCAGGAAAGGAGAAAGGGGUGAAAAAGGGAAUGCAGGUUUAAGAGGCAAGACUGGACCUUUAGGAACAACUGGAGAUAAAGGAGACCCAGGACAGUCUGGUAAAAAAGGACCUACAGGAUUGGUUGGUGCCAAAGGUGAAGUGGGUCCAACUGGACCACCUGGACCUAAGGGAGAUAAAGGAGACCGUGGAGAACAAGGUGUACCAGGGAUCUGUAAGUGUGGAAGGAUAGUGCUGAAAUCCGCCUUUUCUGUUGGCAUCACUACGAGCUACCCAGAAGAAAGAUUACCAAUUGUAUUCAAUAAAGUCCUUUUCAAUGAGGGUGAGCAUUACAAUCCUUCCACAGGGAAGUUUAUAUGUGCCAUUCCGGGGAUCUAUUACUUCUCUUAUGAUAUCACCUUAGCAAAUAAGCAUCUUGCAAUUGGGCUGGUUCAUAAUGGGAAGUACCGAAUAAAGACAUUUGACGCUAACACAGGAAACCAUGAUGUAGCUUCUGGAUCCACGGUGAUCUAUCUUCAGGCAGAAGAUGAAGUGUGGCUUGAGAUCUUCUACACUGACCAAAAUGGUCUCUUUGCAGAUCCUACCUGGUCAGACAGCUUGUUUUCUGGAUUUCUCUUAUAUGUUGAUACAGAUUAUCUCGAUGCCUUAUCUGAUGACGACGAACUGUGAUAUGGGAGGUGUCAAAACAUCUCCAAACAAACUAGACAGUCUGACACAGGAUUUGAUUUGGAGUGUAUAGGAGACAAAACAAUAAUGAUAUGACCUGGAAUUUUAUUUUUAUAUUGAUGGGACCACAAAUCAAAUGUGGAAGAAGGUUUCUAGCCUCUAUGCAGGACAUUUUACCAAAGAGCAGGGAUAACAAAAUUAAAAAUAUACUAAAGAAUGACUGUCACUCCAGACCCGGAUCCUCUUAAAGAUUAUGUUUAUAAUAAUAUUUAAACAAAUUUAAGAUAAUGUACAUCAAAUUUUAUAUAAAAUAUAUUGAGUUGUGAAGUGACUGAUAGAGUGGUAUUGAC